Molecule: messenger RNA, 3341 nt
Organism: Sesamum indicum (sesame)
Lineage: Eukaryota; Viridiplantae; Streptophyta; Magnoliopsida; Lamiales; Pedaliaceae
Source: RefSeq, a predicted model, not a curated record
UAUAGCUUUGCAUGCUCUCUCUCUCUCUCUCUCUAUAUCUAUACCACCUUGUUUGCUCAUUAGCUUUUGUCAUCAGGUUCUUGGAUUCAUUAUAAUUAGGCCAACGGCUCCAUGCUCAAUCCAAACUUGUUUUGUUUAUAUUUGCUUCUGUUCAUGAGCUUUUGCAUCGCCCCACUGAGCGGUCAUAAUGCGACUGCUGUAAAGGCUCAUGUUGGAAUCAUUCUUGAUUUUGACACGACUGUGGGGAAGAUAACCAAGACGUGUUUGUCUAUGGCACUCGAAGAUUUUUAUGCCAAACGCAAUCACAGCACAAUGAUUGUGCCUCACUUCAGGGAUUCCUAUAGUGAUGUUGUUGGUGCAGCUUCUGCUGCCAUAGAUCUGCUUAAAAACGUCCCAGUAAUGGCGAUCGUCGGGCCUCAAAAAUCCAUUCAAGCAGACUUUGUGAUAGAUAUUGGUGACAAAGUGAGAGUUCCAAUAAUUUCUCAAGCAACAAGUCCAGCUCUAUCGCCCAAAGAAUCACCUUACUUCAUUAGAUCAGCACAGUGCUCCUCUUAUCAGGCUGAAGCAAUUGCAGCAAUUGUGAAGGCCUUUGGUUGGAGACAAGUAGUCUUUAUCUAUGAGGACACCAAUUAUGGAAGUGGAUUAGUACCAUUCCUGACUGAGGGCCUGCUGCAAGACGAUGCUUUAAUCUCGUACCAAAGUAUUAUCUCUCCUUCUGCCACAAAUGAUCAGAUUCUUCAGGAACUCUACAAGUUAAUGACCAUGGGCACAAGAGUCUUUGUCGUGCAUAUGUUACCGUCUCUUGCUUCUCGUUUCUUUAAAAUGGCAAAAGCAGCUGAGAUGAUGAGCAAGGGAUACACAUGGGUUAUUGCUGAUGCACUAACGAGUCUCCUGGAUUCUGUGGAUUCAGAAACUAUUGAAGCAAUGCAAGGUGUAAUCGGCGUGAAGGCUUACAUUCCAAGAUCUAAUGAAUAUGAUAACUUCACUAGAAGAUGGAGAAAGAGGUUUCACAAGGAGAAUCCGGAGAUGGAUAGAACCGAACUUAAUGUUUUUGGGCUGUGGGCAUAUGACAGCAUAACAGCUUUAGCACUGGCAAUCGAACGAAGUGGUAUGACGUCCCCACAAUUCAAGAAAUUUGACAUAACCACGAACCAAGUGGUUAACGGAGGAAAUUUGACAGAUUUGGGAGCAAUUGGGAUUUCAAGUACCGGGCCAUCACUUGUUCCAUUGAUCAGAAACUUUAGGUCAAAAGGGUUGAGUGGUGAUUUCAGUAUUGUUGAUGGUCAGUUACUGCCAUCUGCAUUUCGGAUAGUGAAUGUAAUUGGCAAAGGAGACAACACAGUUGGGUUCUGGACAAAAACAUAUGGGAUUUCAGGGAAACUGAAACCAAACGAUCACAAGAUUGUUUACUCAACAAACAAGGACCACCUUGGGGCCAUCGUAUGGCCAGGCCAGACAACCAUUGUGCCUAAAGGCUGGGAAAUGCCUACAAGUGGGAAAAAGUUAAGGGUGGGAGUUCCUAUAAAGAGUGGAUUUACUGAAUUUGUCAAAAUUGAACGGGAUGCUGAACCUACUGGUUUCUGCAUUGAUGUGUUCAAAGAAGUCAUGCAGUCAUUGCCAUAUGCUGUCCAAUAUGAGUUCAUAGCUUUGGGGCCCCCUGAUGGCCAAGGCACAGCAGAAUAUAAUGAUCUUGUUUAUCAGAUAUUCCUUGGGGAGAUCGAUGCAGUUGUGGGCGAUAUCGCUAUUCUAGCUAACAGAUCAAGGUUUUUUCAGCCGUUGUGCCAAUCAAGGAUAAUGAGAGGAAAAAUGCUUGGAUAUUCAUGAAACCUCUGACAACGGACCUCUGGUUAACUAUUGGAACAUUUUUCGUCUUCACUGGAUUCGUGGUUUGGGUUCUUGAGCAUCGCGUCAACAAAGAAUUCCGAGGUCCACUGCUCCAGCAAGUUGGAAUGAUUUUCUGGUUCUCUUUCUCAACAAUUGUUUUUGCUCAUAAGGAGAAAGUGAUUAGCAACCUGACAAGAUUCGUGGUGAUUGUAUGGUUUUGUGUGGUGCUCGUCCUGACAUCAAGUUACACGGCAAACUUGACAUCGAUGUUAACAAUACAGCAGCUACAUCCCACAAUCACUGAUCUCCGUGAUCUGAGUAAAAAUGGAGAUUUUGUUGGAUACCAGGUUGGAUCAUAUGUUAGAGGAUUCUUGCAGAGUAUGAAUUUCGAGGACUCCAAGUUAAGAAGUUAUAGCACAUUAGAAGAUUAUGAUGAUGCUCUUUCCAGAGGCAGCAGAAAUGGAGGUGUAGCUGCAAUUGUUGAUGAACUCCCGUAUCUCAGGCUCUUUCUUGACAAGUACAGCCACAAGUACACCAUGGUUGGUCCUACCAAUAAGACAGCUGGUUUCGGAUUUGCAUUCCGAAGGGGGUCACCCCUAGUCCCUGAUGUUUCCAGAGCAAUUUUAGAUUUUAGAGAGGGGGGAAACUUGAUGAGAAUUUCAAACAAAUGGCUUGGAGAAGAAGGGUGCCGCGAUAGUGAUGCAACUGGGAAGACCUCUAAGAGCCUCACGCUCGACAGUUUCAAGGGCCUUUUUUUAAUUUCUUUGCUAUCAUCAUCUUCGGCUCUAGCCAUAUUCUUGUCCAUUUUCUUUUAUGAGAAUCGGGUUUUAUUGGCCUCCGAUGCUUCGAUCAAGCAAAAGAUCUAUGCACUUGCUAGAGUUUUUGAUGAGGAAAAGGAUAUAUUAUCAUCGAAGGCAUCAAGAACUCCGAGAGGAAUACCCGCCGCACAAAGUCCAGCAAUCAGCAUUUCAUAUCAACAUGAAGAGGUGUUUUCCCAAGAUGAAGGGUUCUCCAUAACAGAACCAGGAACGCCUAUCCAUCAUGCCACAGCAAGCUAACUGAAAAACACAUCAAUCUCUCGUUUCCUUGUAUAGGAAUGAUUGUAUCGCUUUCAACUGUGCAUUCACCAACUUAAGCUAUAUAUAUAGUUUAGCAACAUAACAAAUAAACUCAUUAGCGAACAUACAUUAGGUAUCAUACACGUCCUUGGUGUUUGACUUAGCUUAUUUCAUUGUAAAACAUUCAUCCCAAAGUUCAAUAAGAAAGUUGCUGUAUGUUGAUUUACAUACAUAGGCAAUACCUUCCGCAGGAUUAUCAAACAAGUAACUUCUAGAUAUUAUAAGACAAAGAACAGGCAAAUUCUAGUUAAUCUGCACUAAAACAUGUCAUCCACAUAUACACACUCAACAUGCUCCCCCAACCGGAGAACAGAAAGAAUUUCUAGCCUUCCAAGAAAUCAAAUACAGAGCUAAAACUUCUUCUAUGGGGAUAGAGAAAAAAGAGAAAAAAAAAAAAAA